CUCCCUAUGACUGAGAGUAGCAGGAAGCCCGCGCGGUUUCCCUUCUCCCGCGGUCCCGCCGCUGCAAAACUCGAACGCCUCGCGACGCGAGCUCUCUCGCGCGAUGCGCGUGCGGGGCGGUGGAGGUGGAGCGGUGGCGGCGCCGCGGCCGGAGCACCUGGCCGCGCACGCGCGCCUCGUCAAGUCGGCGUGCCCGGACGCGUUCCUCGUCACCACCGCGAUGCGCGGCUACCUCCGCGCGUGCCUCCCACUGCAAGCCCUCCUCCUCCUCCGCUCGCUGCUGCCGCGGGCGCCUCGCCUCCUCGGCAACUCCUUCUCCCUCUCACUCGCGCUGCAGGCCACCGCUGCGGUCUCGGGAUCCGUGCCGGCCACGCUCCGCAUCAGCCUCCGCGCCGCGUCCCUCCACGCGUGCGCGCUCAAGUCCGGCUUCGCCGCCGCCGACCUCUUCGUGCGCACCGCGCUCGUCGAGGCCUACGCCAAAUCCGGGCGCGCGGACCUCGCGCGCGCCGCGUUCGACGAGUCGCCGCGCAGGGACGUGUUCCUCUGCAACGUCAUGCUCGCGGCAUACGUUGCGCGCGGCGAGGUUGUGGAGGCGAGAAAGGUGUUCGACGGAAUGCGCGACAGAGACAUGGUCUCAUGGAACACGAUGAUCCACGGGUACGCGGUGAAGGGAGACGUCUCCAUGGCAAGGGUGAUAUUCGACGGGAUGGAUGACAGGGACGCCUUCUCCUGGAGCUCGAUGAUGUCAGCAUACACCAAAGGUCGGCGGUCCAAGGAGGCGCUGGAGCUGUGGCGAGAAAUGUGUGCGGCCCGUGUCACCCCAGACUGCAUCACCAUGGUGAGCGUGCUCUCCGCGUGUGGAGACAUGGGGGCGCUGGCCGUUGGUGUAGAGGUGCAUCAGUUUGUAGAGAGGAACGGGAUUGAGGUGGAUGUCAAGCUUGGGACUGCUCUUAUCGACAUGUAUGCCAAGUGCGGUGACAUCGAGAAUUCACUGAGAGUGUUCCACUCUAUGCCAGCAAAGGAUGUGCUGACUUGGAGCUCGAUGAUCAUUGGGUUGGCCAAUCAUGGGCUUGGCCAUGAUGCUCUCGGCUUGUUCUCAAGGAUGGUAUCAGAAGGAUUGCCACCAAAUGAGAUUACCUUCAUUGGAGUUCUUAUAGCCUGCACUCAUCUUGGUCUCGUCAGUGAUGGCAAGAAGUAUUUCAGCUCAAUGAGUGCAGUGCAUGGUGUAGCACCAAAAGUUGAGCACUAUGGAUGCAUGGUCGAUCUUUUGGGGCGAUCAGGUCAUAUUGAGGAGGCAAGGCAACUCAUCAGGGACAUGCCAUUUGAGCCAGAUGCAGUUAUAUGGAGGGCACUUCUUGGGGCUUGUCGCAUCUAUAAGAAUGUAGAAGUUGCAGAGGAAGCUAUGGCUAAACUGCGAGUAUUGGAUCCUCAUGCCGACGGGCACUAUGUCUUACUGUCAAACAUAUAUGCACAAGCAAAUUCGUGGGAAGGUGUUGCAGAGAUGAGGACCAUGCUUAGGAGGGAGAACAUUCAGAGAAUUCCUGGAAGAAGCUCGAUUGAGUGGCAGAACACAAUUCAUGAGUUUGUUUCUGGCGAUAGAUCACAUCCAAUGUCCAAGGAGAUCUACAAAAUGCUGGAAGAGAUGAUGGAUCGCUUAAGACAAGCCGGAUAUAGGCCAAUGACAGGCUUGGUCUUGCAAGACAUUGAUGAGCAAUCUAAGGAGCGUGCAUUGGCUGAACAUAGUGAGAAGUUGGCCAUUGCUUUUGGUCUGCUAACCUCUCCUGCAGGGUCAACUCUCCGAGUAACAAAGAAUCUCAGAGCUUGUGAAGACUGCCAUUCAGCUAUUAAGCUUAUUUCCUUGGUAUACAAUCGCAAGUUAAUCAUUAGAGACCGUAACCGUUUCCACCAUUUCAGUGAAGGACAAUGCUCAUGCAAGGACUACUGGUGAAGCCACAAACUUGUACCAAAACAACUGCACUGUGCAGGAGCCGUUAUCUUAUAUCCAAGAGCUUGAGAGUUCCUUUAGUUGAACAUGCAUCUGAAAGGACUUCAUUCGAAGUAACAGCAUAUCAUAAUCUCUUUCUUGAGUCGUGAAAGUCAGUCAGGGGCUUCAGAAGGAAAGAAUCUUACAUUCCAGUAUCAAUAUAUAAGAGAAACAAAGGGACCAGGACCAAAAGCUGCCUGAAGAAAUGCAGAGAGGAUGAGUGGGUGACGCAGCGCAUCCAAUUAUUGGGACCGUGCACGCCACUUCUACAAGUGAAAAGCCAUUUUAUCCACUAGCUGGCUUCCGGACUUCGUACAGGUAACCAGGCAACCCUCAGGACAAGAAAACUCCGUCGCUAUCUCGUUCAUCUCGGUGUGGCGUGCUGGGAGGAACAGCCGCCAUCGGAUCAUCAGGUCUGACGGCUGGGAUCUCACGUGAUCCUCGGGUGCAGACAACCCUCGCACACGAUGAUGAUCUCGUCGUCUGCAAGAGCGCCCGAUGGCCGUCAGCAGAUUUGGAGGAUCCGAGACGUGACAUCCCGGAGGUUUGUUUUCAUGGCGGGAUCUUUUUCUUGAAUUAUUGGUACAGCCAAGUUUUCGUUGAAAAAAAAUUGAUACAACAAGUCUGCACUGCACCAACUGGAAAUAGACCCGGAUGAAGUACAAUAAAAUUAAAAAUAAGAGCCACAAGGAAAGAAAUCAUUCUUGGAAUGCAACAGGUGGGGCCUCUUUGUUGGGCAGUCGGAGCUUAAUUGGGUUGGGUGAUUUUGGUUGAGUUGGGUGGAAAUUUUGUACUUCGGCAGGUCCUUUAGGGCGUCCAUGUGUUUCUUUGUUUAACGUGGGUGUCCAAGUCAAGGAAAGGAAACUGAAAGUGGCAUUACUUUUACUAAACAUAUGGAGACUAUAAUGUUAUUCAAAGAAGCUUCUCUGAUUAUUUUUCGGCGAAACAUUUAAACAAGAGUAUAGACGACUGGGCUGCGGCCUGAUUUUUCUA
Setaria italica (foxtail millet) is the source of this 2977-nucleotide messenger RNA. Its product is annotated as pentatricopeptide repeat-containing protein At5g48910. Lineage: Eukaryota; Viridiplantae; Streptophyta; Magnoliopsida; Poales; Poaceae. Gene Ontology annotation, molecular function: RNA binding; zinc ion binding; protein binding. The transcript has 2 exons. The record is from RefSeq and is a predicted model, not a curated record. Bases 104 to 1948 code for a protein of 614 amino acids. Gene Ontology annotation, biological process: RNA modification.